CGUUGCCGCUGUUUGGUGUUUAUUUGAGGAUCGUUUUAGUUGUUCGCAGAACAUUCUCCCGUCCGGACGUAUCUCAAAAAGAAAGAUAGGAAUUCCCUACAGAUUUCGGUUUGAAAAAUAAAAUAAAACAUUUAAUUUGUUAUUUGAUUAUUGCUCUUCAAAACAAUACAAAAAGUAUCUCGGAAGUUGAAAUCAUUUAGAUACCAGUAUCUUUCUUUAUUAAAUAGUGUUUAUAAAGUGAUUCAAGUUCAAAAUCUAAGCUCGUUAGAUUUGAUUUAUUUUCCUGAACAAAUUUUAGAAAAAAAGUAUCUUUUUAAUCCUCAAGGAAAAAAAAAAUAUAUCUUUUAUCUUAUUUAAUGUGAAAGAUCAGUGAUCGUGUUGUGUAUUUGAAAAAUGAUAUAAAAUUGCUACCGUAUUUAUUUGUGAAAAUAUAUAUAAACUUCAUAAGGAACCAUCAUCAGCAAAGACCAAGACCAUAAGAAUACCAAAAAAAUAUAUAUAAUUGGGCGCAGUCGGGGUAUCAAGAUGACAGCUGAAUCUUUGAAACCCUUCAUAUCUCUGCCAUCAUCGGCAGAUAAUUUUUCAACUAAGAAAAAAUCCUCACAUAGUUUUAUCACAAUCGGAUUAAGUGCAUCGUUUAUGAUUGUCACGAUUGUUCUGCUUGGUUUCACGAUAUGGAAUUCAAUUCGUGUAUGUGAACUGCAGAAAGAAGUAGAUUCAUUAAACAAAAUUAUUGGAAACAUGCAAAAGCGUUUGGGUCUCCAUUAUUUAGAUGAUUUAAGUGAAAUGGAAGAUGAUGGGUUAGACAACGUCUUAGUCGACGACCCCAAUCCUUACACUACAGGCACCGAUGAUGACGAAGAUGAUGACAAUAGCGAUGAAGAUGAAGAAAUCAAAACUAUUCCGGCUAUUCUGGAAGACUAUGACGAUGGUGAUAUCGUUGACGGCAGCGGUCUAUACGAUGAUGAUGAAGACGAUGAGGACAUGGGUGAUAGUGCUUACGACAGCGGCUUCGAGGACGUAUCAUUAGAGUCUAAGAAGAAAAGGGUAACUCGUUCGAUAUCGUCAUCAUCAAAUGGAAUUCCAAUCUAUGAGGAUUCGUAUGCCUUGAAGAGAAACCGCACUGGGGGCCCUGACGAUGAACGUAUUGAAAAACACUUACUGGCCAACAAAAGUCCCACACCCACUUUGCGGUACGAUUGGAGUGAAAAAUCACCGAGAUCAACCACAACAACCACAACAGAGGCUACUACUUCGGUAAUUGAGAGGCGUGGAAGGUAUAAGAGUGCUUCAAGCAAUAUGCUUCGGUCGCUAAAUACCCCCAGACAGAGAGUACAGCGUCAGCAGCAUAGGAAUCGACGUUUGCUGUUGCGUCCGUUGCUUAAAAGUGGAGGACCUGAGGCAUUGACCGCACUUCCUAUGCCACAUCCGAUUGCAGUGCAUUAUCAUUUGAACAAUACAAUUUCGGGAAAACAUGUUUUACAUCCAAAUCACAAUAAGCUCCCGCACGAUGGUGAUGUUUACAUUGGGUCACCUCACCCGUGGGCCAGAACUCUUGGAAUGGACAAGGCAUUCUCUUUGAAUCAUGGUGUUUUGACUGUCAAAGAAGGUGGUGUUUACUUUGUCUAUGCACAAAUUUACUACGACAAUCGUUAUGAUCGCAAUGGAUUUGUCUUAUAUCACAAUGUUCAACCAUUCCUGCAGUGUGCCUUGUUUGUCCCGACAAACACCAUCAAGAGUCACACAUGCUAUACAAGUGGUGUAAUUUAUUUGGAAAGCAAUGAUGAAUUGCAUCUACGUGAUAUUCAUCAGGAUCGCGUUGUUAUGCUAACAAAUGCUAAAAGUUUCUUUGGUGUCAUUAAACUAGGUGAAAUUUGAUUUUGACGAUGUUUUCGCGUAGUUGAGAAACUUAACUUAUAUCACCUACUGAAAGGUCCAGUUUAGAUCGUAAAGAACAUAGUGGAAAAUAAUAAUCUUAUAUCCAAGUUCUAUUCUGUAACGAACACAAAACAAAAUUUAACGAACAAAAUAUAAAAAUUAAGUUUAGUUUGUAAGCUUAAAAAUAACCAAAUAUAUGAAAACGAAUACAAUUUUAAAAAAAAAUAAUGAAAAGCCAUAUUUUAAUGAGAACAUUAUAUUGUAUAUUUUAUUUUUUAAGUUCUUAACAAUUAUAAAGUGAAGCUAU
This is a messenger RNA of Eupeodes corollae, 2185 nucleotides long. It is a transcript of the gene egr, whose product is annotated as protein eiger. The transcript is spliced from 7 exons. The record is from RefSeq and is a predicted model, not a curated record. Bases 526 to 1878 code for a protein of 450 amino acids. Gene Ontology annotation, cellular component: membrane. Gene Ontology annotation, molecular function: tumor necrosis factor receptor binding; receptor ligand activity. Gene Ontology annotation, biological process: immune response. Lineage: Eukaryota; Metazoa; Arthropoda; Insecta; Diptera; Syrphidae.